Molecule: messenger RNA, 837 nt
Organism: Centruroides sculpturatus (bark scorpion)
Lineage: Eukaryota; Metazoa; Arthropoda; Arachnida; Scorpiones; Buthidae
Exons: 5
Coding region: 82-777 (231 amino acids)
Source: RefSeq, a predicted model, not a curated record
UGCAAAAUUUUCCGAUAUGGCUGCAAGUGUGACAUGUUUAUUACCUUGAUAUAUUGCAUUUAAUACGUUCAUUAUUAUAAUAUGGGAUUAACAUUAAUUCUUAUAUAUUUUUGUUGCAUUUUUAAAGCAUAUGGAUUUCAAAAUAAACUCAUUUCUAAUACAGACAUUUCUCCUAAUUCUAAAACUAAUGCUAAACCUAACAAAAUAGUGUCUAACCUGCCACGAGUUUUUGCUGACUGGACCUAUAUGAAAGAAAAUUUCUGUUUGGAAGAUUAUGAUUGUAACUGGUUACAGAAUAGUUAUUGUGAAUAUUCUAAAAGAAAAUGUGUUUGUGACCAUCGGUAUACACUCAUCGAAAAUAAGUGUUACGAGAAAGUUUUUCCGAAAAGCAGAAAAUCUACACAAAUCACAAACAUAUUGAUUAUAGUAUGCGUCGUUUCUGUGCUAAUCGCUGGAAUCUUCAUAAUACUUUUAAUAUAUUCAAUUAAAAAGAGAUUACUUGAUAUACGAAUGAGAACUGAAAAUCGGCCAACUUCUCAACUCGAAGAUUUUGAAUCUUAUGAUACUACCUGUUAUACAAUAGAAACAGUUCAUGAGGAAAUAGACAGACCACCAUCUUACGAGGAAAUAAUAAGGACUUCUGCAAGCACAUGCGAUUUAAUAACUCAUGAAAUGAUAUCUGACGUAUCCUGUCCCAGUUAUGCAGCAGUAAUGAUGCAGCAGCAGCAGCAGCAGCAACAGCAACAACAACAAAGAAUACGUUCUUUUUCACUGUAAUAUUAUUAAGUAACGUUUAUUCUGUAAAUAGUUUUUCAGAAUAAAAUUUAUUAAACUUUA